ACCCCGCGGCCGCCCGCCUGAGGAGGGACCCCGCGGGGCCGCGGCCUGCCCGUGCCUGGGCCCCUCUCCGCGCCCGCCUCGGCCUCGGCUCAGGUCUCCGCCGCCCCCCGCCCAGUCCGGGGCUCCUCCCCUGCCGCCAGCCCCCGCGCCCCCUUUGUCACUGAAGCACAAAGGUCCUCGUCGGCCCGGGGGAGACUGGAGCUCCCUCCGUAAAGCUCUGCCCCGGUGGCGGGGAUCGGAGCAGCCUUCUGUUGAGUCUUCAAGCCCAGGAGGUUCAGCAACAUCUGAUGACCAUGAAUUUGAUCCAUCAGCUGAUAUGCUGGUGCAUGACUUUGAUGAUGAACGGACAUUAGAAGAGGAGGAAAUGAUGGAAGGAGAAACAAACUUCAGUUCUGAAAUAGAGGAUCUUAACAGGGAAAGCGACAUGCCAAUCCAGGAGUUACUGAGCCGUUACGGCUACGACGGUACCGUUCCACUCCAAGAAGAUGAUGAUGAUGAAGAUGAGGAAGAGGAAGAGGAGGAAGGAGAAGAUGAUGAUGAUGUUGAUAAUGAUGACAACAGUGGCUGUAGUGGUGAAAACAAAGAGGAGACCAUAAAAGAUUCAUCAGGGCAGGAGGAUGAGACACAGUCAUCUAAUGACGACCCAGCACCAUCUGUUGCUUCUCAAGAUCCACAGGAGAUAAUUCGCCCUCGUCGAUGUAAAUAUUUUGAUACAAACAGUGAAAUAGAAGAGGAAUCUGAAGAAGAUGAAGAUUAUAUUCCCUCAGAAGACUGGAAAAAGGAAAUCAUGGUGGGCUCGAUGUUUCAAGCUGAAAUUCCAGCUGGCACAUGCAAAUACAAAGAGAAUGAGAAAGUGUAUGAAAAUGAUGACCAGCUGCUCUGGAAUCCUGACUUCUUGCCAGAAGAUAAAGUGAUCGAGUUCCUAAAUGAGGCAUCGAGGCGUACGGGUGAUGAGAAAGGCCUGGAUGCAAUUCCUGAAGGAUCACAUAUUAAAGACAAUGAGCAGGCAUUGUAUGAGCUGGUUAAGUGCAAUUUUGAUACCGAAGAAUCAUUACGAAGGCUGAGAUUUAACGUCAAAGCAGCCAGAGAAGAAUUAUCUGUUUGGACAGAAGAAGAAUGCAGGAACUUUGAACAAGGGCUGAAAGUCUAUGGCAAGGAUUUUCAUGUGAUUCAGGCAAAUAAGGUACGAACACGAUCAGUUGGUGAGUGUGUAGCAUUUUAUUACAUGUGGAAGAAAUCAGAGCGUUAUGAUUUCUUUGCGCAGCAGACGCGAUUUGGAAAGAAGAAAUACAAUCUUCACCCUGGUGUAACGGAUUAUAUGGACCGUCUCCUGGAUGAAAGUGAAAGUGCUGCAUCCAGUAGAGCUCCCUCCCCUCCUCCUACAACUUCCAACAGCAGCACCAGCCAGUCUGAGCGGGAAGACAGCACAACCAGCAGCAGCAAUCAGAAUGGGGUGUCUGCUAAUGGCCCAGGUGAGAUACCAAACAAAGAUGAAGCAAAAACUGAAGGAUUGCAUGUAAAUGGACCUACUAGUGGGAAGAAAACACCUCACACGGAUCUGGAUACAAAUGGGUAUGAGACUGAGAACCUUUCCAUCGACCCAAAACUUGCUCAUUCAGCUUCAAGAAACGAGAAUGAUUUUGAAGAAAAAAAUGAAAGACCUCUAAAAAGAAGAAGAAUUAACAGCAAUGGCAAAGAGAGCCCAGGUUCUUCAGAGUUCUUCCAAGAAUCAAAUUCACACGGGAAGCUUGAAGAACUAGAAACUUUGGAUGACUGAGUGCUAGGAGCUGAUUUUUAUUCCUUGGAGUAAAUGUGGGGUGUCUAAAAUUUUCAGGGUUGAUGGGUUACCUUGCAAAAUCCAGCUCCCUAAAGCAAUCUGCUGAGAUUUUUUUUCCUAUUACCUUCUAGGUGGCUCUUAAGAUCUGAUGAGUUUUGGGGAUUUAUUCAGUGCUGAAGAGCACUAGGAGACUAUUUUGUUUCUCAGAGCUGGCAACUGCAGUUCUGGGAGCAACAGUAAGGCUCUUAAAAACAUUAGUGAAACAAAUCAGUGAGUUUGUACAAAAAUACUCCCAGCCUAAUCCAUUUAAAGAAACUUCUGUGUGUAACACACCAUGUAAGCAUUGUACAAGUGAACAAAGCAUCCUAUUUGAAGCAAGGGGCUGGUUCAAACCUUGCAGGAGGUUAAAAUGAAAUAGAAGACGUGCAUCAGAGCAGGCACCGAGAGCAAGAGGAAAGCACCAUCCCGUUGUUAAGGAACCCGUGUGAAUCCUGAAAGUUAUGAGCACAACUAUUUUUAUAUAUAGAAGUUUUAAAAGGUAAAUAAAUAAACCAGGUCAGGUUUGUCUAUGUAAAAUUGUUGACAUCAAUGAUGUCUUUCCAUAUUCUUUAUCUGGGCUAAAGAAAUACGUUCUGUAUUUUUCCAGAUUCCUUUGUAGCCUUUGAAAGAUUUUUACAGUACUUAUGUCUUGAUUGAACUGUCCUUUCUUAAAACUAAAGCUUGUAUAAUUUUCUUAACUUGUACAGUUGGUAAACUUUUAUGAGAGAAUUGA
Messenger RNA from Neopsephotus bourkii (Bourke's parrot), 2549 nucleotides. RefSeq names its product MIER1 transcriptional regulator (gene MIER1). The transcript has 13 exons. Gene Ontology annotation, cellular component: nucleoplasm. Lineage: Eukaryota; Metazoa; Chordata; Aves; Psittaciformes; Psittacidae. Gene Ontology annotation, biological process: negative regulation of transcription by RNA polymerase II. Gene Ontology annotation, molecular function: transcription corepressor activity; histone deacetylase binding. The record is from RefSeq and is a predicted model, not a curated record. Bases 317 to 1777 code for a protein of 486 amino acids.